AUGUGGACCCUGUCCAUUCCUGAGCAUCUGCUGGAGGCCACCAUGUGCAAGUCCUUCGGAGCCACCUUAUCCGGGCGUGCUUUGCAGUGGCUGAUAAGUCUAAAGCUAGGUAGCAUCCAAAAUUUCGCUGCUUUAAUUAACAAGUUUUAUAUGCAGUUUGCCAGUAGCAGGGUCCUAGAGAAGCAUACCGGCGAUCUAUACCGCAUCACCCAGAAGGCUAAUGAAGUUGUGAGGCAGUAUCUGGACCGAUUCAACAAGGAGAUGAUCUCUGUCAAGAACCUGGAUGUCCCCACCGCUAUCGAAGCAUUUGGGAGAGGACUAACCUAUAAAUCUAGAUUGUAUUAUGAAUUGACCAGGUACCCAUGUGGCACGUUCGAAGAGGUCAGGGCCAGGGCUAUGGCUGAAAUACGUGUCGAGGAGGACGAGGCGUCCAGAUACGUGAGCGAGCCUAGCUACGAUCGGAAAUCCCAGAACCAGAAGAAGAAUGAUUGGCGCCACCAGCCAUAUCAGAAGCGCGAAAGUAACAAUGUAGCCAGCAAGGCCACAGAUGGCCACGCAAGAGCGACAGACCAGACAGCGAGAAGGAUACCACCAAGUGGUGCAGCUAUCAUGGCGACCAUGGCCAUCGAACAGAAGAAUGCAAUGCUCUCAAAAAGGAAGUGGCCUGGCUGCUCAAGAAGGGCUACUCGAGCACCUGAUGGGGAAGAAGGGGCAGCGAGAAGAAAAGCUGGCCCCAGCCAGCAACAGCCUCAUCCGCCACCUGAGCCCCUACAGGAUAAGGUAAUCAAUUCUAUCUCCGGAGGUUCAGAAAUAUGUGGACUAACAUACUCUGCAGCCAAGAGAUUUGCCCGCGAAGGUUCCAAAACCGCACCAAGCCCGCUGAGGAGCGCUGAAGAAAAAAAGCUCAGGAGUAUGACCAUCAGCUUCGACGAAGAAGAUGGAGAUGAGGAAGCUGAUAAUCAUGACGGCCUCGUCGUAUCUCUCACCGUCAGCAACUGCCUCAUGAAGCGAGUCUUGAUAGACAAUGGCAGCUCAGCUAAUAUCAUUUUCAAAAGCGCUCUAGAGAGCAUGGGGCUGCAGGAAGCUGAUAUCCUCAAGAAAGCAACUGUUCUGUUCGGGUUCAAUGGCGAGCCAGCUACAACGCUCGGGAAAUCGUGUUGCCCACCUAUGCAAAAGGAGUCAACCUCCAAACCAGGUUCAAUGUGGUAG
Molecule: messenger RNA, 1209 nt
Organism: Beta vulgaris subsp. vulgaris (sugar beet)
Lineage: Eukaryota; Viridiplantae; Streptophyta; Magnoliopsida; Caryophyllales; Amaranthaceae
Exons: 2
Coding region: 1-1209 (402 amino acids)
Source: RefSeq, a predicted model, not a curated record